Messenger RNA from Neurospora tetrasperma FGSC 2508, 2664 nucleotides. RefSeq lists its product as uncharacterized. Bases 136 to 2664 code for a protein of 842 amino acids. The transcript is spliced from 4 exons. The record is from RefSeq and is a predicted model, not a curated record. NCBI's taxonomy places the organism in Eukaryota, Fungi, Ascomycota, Sordariomycetes, Sordariales, Sordariaceae.
CAAAGUCCUAUAUCAAGCCCUAACGAAAGCCAUGCCUACAGCCACCACCCACACCAUUCUCGCUUCUCCAUACCCAUCAUACCCUCUUCCCUCCUCUCAACCAAAUCCCUAAACCUUCGAGAAAACCUUCGAGAUAUGCGAAACAUAAACAUCACCAAUCUUAAAUACCGCCAACGUCGACGUCUUUUCAAACUCGCCUCUGUCGUCUUCUUUUCCUGCUUGACGCUCUGGUCACUGGGUCACUACUUCUUCCGUCAUGGCUCCUCCUCUGUCGUCGUUUCUUUUCCAUCAUUAUUCUCGUCACUACUUUUUUCUUCUUCCGUCUCGAGUAGCAGCACAGAAGGCGGCAACUUUGAUGCUUUGAAUGGAGAAGAAGGAGAAGUAGACUACGAAGUCAUUGCAUUAUCUCGCGCCAGGUCCCCCUCGCCUCGGGAAGGAAGCAUGCGAACGCUGACUGAUGAGAUAUCGAACAACUUGUCUCUGGAUGCUGAGACUUGUCGGACUACGUUUCCGGGACUGAUGAAGGAGAUUGAUGAUACGGUAGCGAAAGGGCCGUUCAAGGUCAAGAGGAGCAGUGAUUUGGGGCCGAUGCAGGUGCGGAUAAGGGAUGGGAAGAUGUAUGUGUUGCAUGCGCAACGGAAGAGGGAUUUGAGUAGGGAGAUGGUAAAUUCAAGAACAGCAGCCCUCCAUCAAGUUCACCGCGCCCUGCUCACCUUGCCCCCUUCCGAUCGGUCCCUUAUCUCGGACCUCGACACAAUCCUGACCAUCAACAUCCUCGACACCCCCUUCGGCACCGCCCUCCAAUACACCCGCAACGCUGACCCCGCCCACGCCCCUUCGGAUCCCGAUGCUCGCACUUUUCUCAUUCCUCACUUCUCCUUCUGGGCAUGGGACCUCCCCUUCAUCGGGUCCAUCUCUCGCGCAGCAUCAGCCAUCACCAACCUCGAAAUCACCCAAUUCCAAGGAAACCGCUGGCACUCACACAAAGACCCCCGCGCGGUCUGGCGGGGGACUACUUGGUUCAACUCGAUCCACAACCCGCAGCUGCGAUACAAGCUUGUUUCCACCACCAAGGGCAAGCCGUGGGCGGACGUGCAAUCACUCGAGUGGGCGACGGCGACGACGACGACGAUGGGCAAUGGCGAGAGCAAAAAUGCCACCAACUCGCUAGCCAUCGAGGACUUUUGCAAGUACAAAUACGUGAUCCACACCGAAGGCAUUUCCUACUCGGGAAGGUUCCAGUUCCUCCAGAUGUGUACCUCGGUAACGCUCACGCCGCCGAUCCAGUGGAUGCAGCAUACCACGCACCUUGUCAAACCCUUGUUCUCAAGCGAUCUGGACUUGGACAAGGCUCGGUCGUUGCGGAUGAGAAAGAAUGGCAAGACAAAAGACACCAGGGCCAAGCCGGGAAAGACUGCAAAAGAUGGGAUCUGGACGCCGCAUGUGAGACAUGAGAGGGCGUGGCCAAAGAGAUACGAUCCUAAUGAGGCGAAUAUCGUGUUCGUGAGCCCCGAUUGGUCGGAUUUGGAGGAUACGAUACAUUGGUUGGAGGAGCACCCCAAGGUUGCUGAGGGUAUCGCGAGGAGGCAGAGGGAGUUGUUUGUGGGUGGCGGGUACUUUAGUCCGGCGGCGGAGGCGUGUUAUUGGAGAGAGCUGGUGAGAGGGUGGGCGAAGAUGGCGAGGCCGGAGCAGGGUGAGUUUGAGGAGUUGGGGGUACCGUAUGAGGACUGUUCAGCCGUAGUUGCAUGCUCACAGCUCGAGCACCACUACACCCAUGGGUUCCCUCACUGUUCUAUGCCACCGAGGCGAGAAAACAACCCGCUUUCCUGUAAACACGAUCCCUUCAAACUCCCAAAACGCCAACUUACCGCUCUCGCCCAUGGACCCGAAUGCUUAACCAAAGGGGUACCGUUUCAGAACUCCCCGGUCAUAGUACCUCAAUUACAGAGCCGUCACGCCCGGUCUCCAGUUCUCCCCUAUCCUCCUCAUAUCCUCGGCGAACUUUUUGCUUGUGAUUUUCUUUCCGCCUGUCCCCGAAAGCGGCGAAUGCUCGUCUGGAUCAAAAAAGGGGUUCUGCAACAACUUGAUGUAUGCCGUCUGCAUCGCCUUGAAGACCUGUUCCCUGUGUUAGCAUAUGUGUCCGUCCUGCUUUCUCCAUUUCUUGCUCCUUAUCCCACACCAUCAGGAUCUCCGCCUCUUUCACCAUAUCUUCUUGCUCCCACCCCCCAUCCGGGAACAGCCGAUGGAAGGACUCACAACUUUCAUCUCCCCCUCCCUCAACCCAACACUACUAGCCGCAGCCGCCGCCCCUCCCUGCGUCAACCCUCCCUGUGGUCCGCCUCCUCCAUGCCCACCAGCGCCUCCUCCCCCACCUCUACCAUCAACCCUCCGGCCCCUCAUGUCCACGACCGCAACAAAUUUGGUACCCGUAUUCGUCUCGAACCCGUACGCGGCCAAGCGGUCGUCCACCGCAUGCAACAGACCAAAGUCACCAGACAAGCCCACUCCUGCGGCGGCGUUGCGACGGGCGCGCAGGUCAAAGACGUCCAGGGUCGAGGAGAGCAGGAGGUGGAAUUGGAGGGAGUACAUCAAGGCCGUAGUGUGGUGCUUCCGAGUUUCGAUGUGUGGGUGUGUAGAUCAGGAAGUGAUGUCGUGACUGUUUAG